Messenger RNA from Candida albicans SC5314, 789 nucleotides. RefSeq names its product 40S ribosomal protein eS4 (gene RPS42). Lineage: Eukaryota; Fungi; Ascomycota; Pichiomycetes; Serinales; Debaryomycetaceae. Gene Ontology annotation, molecular function: structural constituent of ribosome; RNA binding. Gene Ontology annotation, biological process: translation. The record is from RefSeq and is a predicted model, not a curated record. The transcript has 2 exons. Bases 1 to 789 code for a protein of 262 amino acids. Gene Ontology annotation, cellular component: ribosome; cytosolic small ribosomal subunit.
AUGGCAAGAGGCCCAAAGAAGCAUUUGAAAAGAUUAGCAGCUCCAUCUCAUUGGAUGUUGGACAAAUUGUCCGGUACYUAUGCUCCAAGACCAUCUGCUGGUCCACACAAAUUGAGAGAAUCAUUACCAUUGGUUGUCUUUUUAAGAAACAGAUUGAAGUAUGCUUUGAACGGUAGAGAAGUCAAAGCCAUCAUGAUGCAACAACACGUUCAAGUUGACGGUAAAGUCAGAACUGACACUACUUACCCAGCUGGUUUCAUGGAUGUCAUCACYUUGGAAGCUACCAACGAACAUUUCAGAUUAGUCUACGAUGUUAAAGGUAAAUUCGCYGUUCACAGAAUUUCUGCUGAAGAAGCUGCCUACAAAUUGGGUAAAGUCAAGAAAGUCCAAUUAGGUAAGAAAGGUGUUCCAUACGUUGUUACCCACGACGGUAGAACUAUCAGAUACCCAGAUCCAUUGAUCAGAGCUAACGAUACCGUUAAAAUCGAUUUGGCUACCGGUAAGAUYGAUGAUUUCAUCAAAUUCGACACUGGUAGAUUAGUUAUGGUUACUGGUGGUAGAAAUUUGGGUAGAGUUGGUGUUAUUGUCCACAGAGAAAAACACGAAGGAGGUUUCGAUUUGGUYCACAUCAAAGAUGCUUUGGAAAACACUUUYGUUACCAGAUUGUCUAACGUUUUYGUUAUUGGUACCGAAGCCGGUAAACCAUGGGUYUCAUUACCAAAGGGUAAAGGUAUYAAAUUGUCUAUUUCUGAAGAAAGAGACAGAAGAAGAGCUCAACAAGGGUUAUAA